This is a messenger RNA of Xenopus laevis (African clawed frog), 2486 nucleotides long. It is a transcript of the gene dus2.L, whose product is annotated as dihydrouridine synthase 2 L homeolog. The transcript has 16 exons. Lineage: Eukaryota; Metazoa; Chordata; Amphibia; Anura; Pipidae. Gene Ontology annotation, molecular function: flavin adenine dinucleotide binding; tRNA dihydrouridine synthase activity; tRNA binding. Gene Ontology annotation, cellular component: cytoplasm. The record is from RefSeq and is a predicted model, not a curated record. The coding region runs from base 140 to 1609 and encodes 489 amino acids. Gene Ontology annotation, biological process: tRNA dihydrouridine synthesis; tRNA processing.
CGCAAGGUUACUCUCUUUUCCGGCUGAACGUGGGCUUUGUUUGAUGACGAUCUAGGCGUUUAGGAUAUGACGUAGUGUAUUAACCCACGUGUUUGCCAAAAUAGCGUUUUGUCACAGUUUAGUGAAGAAAAGCAGGAAAAUGAUGGGUCUCUCUUUCCAAGAUAAGAACAUCUUGGCUCCUAUGGUUCGGGUGGGUACAUUGCCAAUGCGUCUCCUUGCACUAGAUUAUGGUGCAGAUAUUGUGUACUCUGAGGAACUGGUUGAUAUAAAGAUGCUGCAGUGCAAGCGUGUUGUCAAUGAUAUACUGCAUACUGUGGAUUACGUGUCUCCAACAGGGAGAGUCAUUUUUCAGACAUGUGAGAGGGAACGUCACCAUGUUGUAUUUCAGAUGGGUACAGCUGAUGCAGAAAGAGCUCUUACGGUUGCCACACUAAUACAAAAUGAUGUUGCUGGGAUUGAUAUUAAUAUGGGCUGCCCUAAGGAAUAUUCGACCAAGGGAGGCAUGGGAGCAGCAUUGCUAUUGUUCCCUGAGAAGAUUGAAAUGAUACUGAGUACACUUGUUAAAGGGGUUUCCAAGCCAAUCACCUGUAAGAUCCGCAUACUACCUUCGCUAACUGAAACUAUUAGUCUCGUGAAGCUCAUUGAGAAAACAGGUGUUGCUGCUAUUGCUGUUCAUGGAAGGAGUAAAGAUGAAAGACCGCAGCAUCCUGUUCAUUGUGAUGUUAUCAAAGCUAUUUCCCAGGCUGUAUCCAUUCCUGUGAUUGCCAAUGGAGGAUCACAGGAGCUUAUCCGGCAAUUCCAAGAUAUACAUGCAUUUCGUUCUGCAACAUCAACAUCAUCUGUCAUGCUUGCACGAGCUGCUAUGUGGAAUCCUUCAGUUUUCCGUCAAGAGGGUUUGCUGCCAGUGGAAACUGUUAUACGUGAUUACAUUGUAUAUGCCGUGCGCUAUGAUAACCACUAUACAAAUACUAAAUACUGCCUCUGUCAGAUGCUUCGAGACCAGUUGGAGUCUCCCCUAGGAAAGCGCCUUCAUGCUGCUCAGUCUACGCUGGAGAUCUGUGAGAUAUUUGAAUUGAGUGACUUUUAUGAGAGCUGCAGAGCUGCACAGAAAGCAAAAAAAGCAGACCUCCAAUCUGUGGGUUUGGCAACUACAGUGAAGAAUGACGAUGAAGAUCUCAAUGCUAUAAGCUUGCCCAUCAGAUUUGACAAAAGGAAGUACAUGUCACAGUUCACUCCUAAAAUGUUACUGCUAGAGUGGUGUAGGAAAAUGAAGUUACCACAGCCAGUUUAUCAUACAGUGCAGCGGCCAGUUGACAGAUUUUUCCACUCUAUUGUUAAAGUUGAUGAAAGGCAAUAUGCAUCAACUUUAUGGGACAAAUCAAAGAAGUUGGCAGAGCAGUCUGCAGCCAUUGUUUGUCUUCAUACCCUUGGCCUAACAGAAGUAAAGAUGAAUGAAAGUGACUCGGUGCAAAAUAGAAAGCGAAAAUUACUAUGCCAAAUAGAUGAAGGAAUCAGAUUAUUAAAUGAAGAGCAGAAUAAAAAAUUACACCAACAUGAUCCAGAACACAGACAGCAUCAUGAUCCAGAGCAUGAUGCAGCAUCAUUUUAAAUGAAUCAGGAAUGCAUAACUGAAAACAGAAUGAUUUCAUCUUUGAACACCUUGACAAACAUCUUAAACAGUUUUAUUUCUCUUAAAUGGGAGUAUUACAAAAAAUCUAAUUGUAUUGCACUGUGGAGAAUGAAUGCUCUAGAGCUGAUUAAAGAGAUACUGACACCUGAAAUUAAACCUUUUUUACAUCUAUUAUAAUAUUGGCUUUGCAAGCUACUUCUAACUUUGCCAUAAAGUAUUUGCAUGAUGCUUUUACAUUACCUGUCUGAUCCCCCAUGUUCCUGUAUGAGGGGGCUGCCAUAUUUGUGCAGCAGGAGUCCGUUAGCAUUAGAAACUGUAACUAACAGGCUGAGAUGGGACAGUCAGGUUGGCAAAGUCAGAGUGUCAGAGAGUCAGGUUUAGGAACUUCAACUAACAAUUAUAUACAAAAACAAACCUCUCCGCAAAAAAUGAUCAACAUGACCUAUAGGUAACAUUUAAUGUACAUUCAUAUGCUAAAAUUCAUUUUUUAGUGUCAGUAUCACUUUAACACAGGUAGUGAAAUUGCAACUCUGCAGUUACCAAUGACAAGAUUUCUAAAUUUAAAACAAGGUUGCUAUGGGAAACUGCUUUGAUGCCAUUUAGCACUCAUGUCAGAGCCUUCUAUCCAUAAAGAAGGUGCUUUUCGUAUUACAUUAAUAUAACAAAAGAGACUGCUAAAGCCUAAAAGUCAAUUUAGAAGGGCUCAGGGAAUGGCAAUGUUAUCAGUUAAACUUUAUAUAUUAGUUUACAUAAUGUUUGAAUUUAACACAUUUACAGAGGACACAUAUGUACUGCAGAUCAAUUUGUUCUUUUUAAAAAUAGCUAUCAAUUUUUAAAAAUAAACUUUAAUGACAUA